This is a messenger RNA of Mercurialis annua (annual mercury), 1564 nucleotides long. Its product is annotated as protein LIFEGUARD 4-like. The transcript is spliced from 4 exons. Gene Ontology annotation, cellular component: membrane. Lineage: Eukaryota; Viridiplantae; Streptophyta; Magnoliopsida; Malpighiales; Euphorbiaceae. Bases 325 to 1047 code for a protein of 240 amino acids. The record is from RefSeq and is a predicted model, not a curated record.
GUGGACCAGUAUCCUGAUGCAAUUGUCAAAAGGAGACUGGAAAGUGCAAGGUUUUUACCCUUAAUAGUAAACAAACGUAGCUGAUUAAUUUUGAAGUUUCAAGUUCUGGACCUUUUGCCAAACAAUUGAAUAAAUAUUACAGAUUUUCUUUCCAAAAUUCAAGUUCAUAGUGAUAGGUUGGUCUCGGAAUAGGCCAAAAAUAGUUAGCCCUCCUUUUAUUUUAAGUUAAAAGCUCUUUAGAUGUCAACUUCUUGUGAUGCAACUCUUCUGUAUCAAAGGAAAUAGUUUCACUAAGCCCUGAAAUAUCGACAGAGCUCCUUGAAAAUGUGCAUGCAAAUGAAGCAAUUUAGAGAUGUUGAAGCAGGAAUAUAUCUGGAAAUGAUGGAUAUUCCUGAUGACAACACGCAUCGGGAAUUUAUUUGCAAAGUGUAUAUGGUUAUAGCAAUUCAGUUGCUCCUGACCGCUCUUGGAAUUGCUGCAGUUGUUAUUCUUAUUCAACCUUUGGCUUACUUUCUCGCAUAUAGUAGCGUUGGAUUACCUUUCUACUUGGUCAUUUGCAUAGCCGCAAUCGUAUCAUUGUGCCUGUUGUACAGCUAUGACUUGGCCAAUUAUCUUCUGCUUGGGGUAUUGACCGCUACUCUUGCACUUCUGGUCGGAUUGACAUGUGCAGUUGCUACCGGGAAGGCAAUUCUGGGAUCGAUGAUUCUGACAAUCGCAAUGGUCAUUCUUCUAACUCGAUAUACAUUCUGGGCAGCUAGCAGAGGUCACAAUUUCGACUUUCUAAGGCCCUUCUUAUGUGGUGCAAUUGUUCUAAUUGUGGUGUUUGCUUCAGUACAGAUUAUAUAUCCUUUGGGUAGAAUAUUUGUGAUGUUUUAUGGAUGUUUUGGUACAAUAGCAUUCUCUGCCUACAUUAUUUGCUUCACUGACGGCCUAAUUAUUAAUGCCGCCUCUUAUGAUAAAUACAUUUGGGCUGCAGUGUCUCUGUAUGUGGACUUCAUUAACCUUUUCCUUUUGUUACUUUCUAUCUUCAAAGCCCUUGAUUAUUAAGAUUCUAAUAGAACUUAUUACAAAUAAUAUAUUAAUGUUUGGCAGCCUUAAUAAGAACGUUUAAAUGAGUUAUUAACACAUGAUGUAAUUACUUAAGGUAAAUAGAAAAAAAUAUUAUUUGUAUGUUCCAUGGCAGACUAUUUAAAGACAGGAAUGAGAAGAAGAUGAUGCUUGCAAGUAAAACUUUUCUCCUAGCAAAGCGUUUAUUCUUAUUUUACAGCUAACUUGCAUUAAGGUUUUGCUUGAUUUCCAAACUAAACCUGUAUUCUUCUAUAUAUUUCUUAAAUUGCUAAACAAUGAACAAAAACCAUUGACGUGGAUUUGUGUUUACAAUCAGAAACAUACAACAUAUUGGAACAAGAACUAAACUUAUGAGCUAUGUUCCACGCGAACUUCUCGAAUUCUAUAUUUUGGCGUUACAUUUUGAAACGGAAAUGCUUUAGGAACUUGUAACUUUAUAUUUAAAACCUGAUCUUUAAAACAAAUAUUGUUUCGGUAUAUUUCAUUUCAACGUGUU